Molecule: messenger RNA, 2916 nt
Organism: Eimeria mitis
Lineage: Eukaryota; Apicomplexa; Conoidasida; Eucoccidiorida; Eimeriidae
Product: zinc finger DHHC domain-containing protein, putative
Exons: 7
Coding region: 1-2916 (971 amino acids)
Source: RefSeq, a predicted model, not a curated record
AUGUCCCGUCUGAGGCCGCACCUGGACCCCACACCAGCAGCAGCAGCAGCAGCAGCAGCAGCAGACCCAGCAGCAGCAGCAGCAGCAGCAGCAGCAGCAGGAGAGUAUCGAGCAUCUCCUCUAGCAUUGUCUUCUCGUGCUGCUCUCCACCUGAGUGGGUUAACAGACGAUGAUGCAGGCGGAGCAGCAACUUGGUUUGCUGCUGCUGCUGCUGCUAUUGCCUACUUUGUUGCUGCAAGGACAGACCCUGGGGUGCUGCGGUACUGCCCCUCUUUGCUGCUGCCGCCCGAGCAGCAGCAGCAGCUGAAGCGCCGCAGCAGCAACAGCAGCAUCAGCAGCAGAAGACAUCGAUUCGAAGCAGCAGAAGAAGAGAGCUGGGAGAGCAGCAGCGGCAGCAACUGCAGCGGAAGUGAGGUUUGUUACUACAUUGGCGGUGAGGCGACAGCAGCAGCACGAGCAGCAGCACGAGCAGCAGCAGCAGCAGCAGGACGGGGCAGGCAGCAGCAGCAGCAGCAGCAGCAGCAGCAGCAGCAAUGGAGGCGGCAUAGCUCCAGGCGGUCUAGGGUCCUCCCCCGCCUCUUCAGGGGAGACAGAAGAGGCUACGAGGCCUCACGUGUCUUGCGCAGCACAACCCUCUGCAGCAGCAGCAGCAGCAGCAGCAGCAGCAGCAGCGGCAGCAGCGGCAGCAGCAGCAACGGGAGAGGUCGCAGAAGCAGGCGAAAUAGUAUCAGCAGCAACAGCAGCAACAGCAGCAGCAGAAAUCGCAGUGGAUUCUCGUGGCUUAGCCCCCAUAGAACAACUGCUGCAGGGCCAGCUGCUGCUGGCAGCAGCCACCGCAGCAGCAGCAGCAGCAGCAGCAGCAGCAACAGCAGCAACGGCAGCUUGGAUCGAUUUUGCGAGGAAGAAGCGCACGCAGGCCCACUUGAUGAGUGCAGCAGCAGCAGCAGCAACAGCGACGCAUACGAUAGCCACCACAAUAGAAGCAGCAGCAGCAGCAGCAGCAACAGCAGCAGCAGCAGCACGUGCGUCCCAGGGGCGAAUACCUGGAGUUCUGUUUCUCAUUGGAAGGCUGAGCAGCAGCAGCAGAAACACCAGCAAGAGCUGCAGCUGCUGCAGCAACAGCAACAAGUACAGCAGCAGCAGCAACAGCAGCAGCAGCAGCAGCACCAACAGGAGUUGCAGCAGCAGGAACUGCAGCAGCAGCAGCAGCAGCAGCAGCGCUUCUUUACACAGGAGCAGACGCUAGGCGCGAUGGAGGUGCUCAGCUCCAGCGACGAAGAGAAUGAAGGUGUCACGACACAGCAGCAGCAGCAGCAGCAGCAGCAGCAGCAGCAGGAGCCGCAGCAACAGCCGCAGCAGCAGCAGCAGCAGCAGGAGCCGCAGCAGCACUACCUUCUACCUCUCGUGUCUGGGGACGCAGCCUUUGUAGGGUUUGCGGAUAUGGAUCGAGCGUCGGUGCAGCUGCUGCAGCCGCAGCAGCAGCAGCAGCAGCAGCAGCAGCCAGAGGACCAGCAGCAGCAGCAGCAGCAGCAGCAGCAAGGUUUGUUUGCUGCUUCUCUGUGCGGUACAGCUGGGGAUAGAUGGGCUGCUGAGAGGCCCCAGGGGGCCCCCCUGAGACAGGUGUAUCUGAGCUGCAACAAAGUGCUGCGGUUCGACAGCAGCAGCAGCAGCAGCAGCAGCAGACGCCGCAGCAGACGCGGAUACCAACCCCCAUCCGCAAGGCACCCCGCUGACUUCAGCAGCAACAGCAGCAGCAGGGGCAGCAGCAUCGGGGACAACAGCAGCAGCAGCAGCAGCAGCAGCAGCAGAAGCAGCAGUCCUCGUACUCAUAGAGAUUCUGCAGCAGCUGGCAGCAGCGCUCUCCGCAGGCCACAGCCGGAGCAAUCGAGAGCAGCAGCAGUAGCAGCAGCAGCAGCAGCGGCAGCAGCAGCAGCAGCAGAUACAGCUGAGAUGGAGGCUCGGGAGAAACUUAGGGAACAGAAUAAACGCCAGCGGCAGGCAGCAGCAGCAGCAGCAGCAGCAGCAGCAAUGCAGAGCGUGGGGACGCCUACGAGUCAAGACAAUUUGAAUGCAGCUGCAGCAGCUGCAGCAGCUGCACCAGCAGCAACCGCAGCAACAGCAGCAAGUUCAAGCGAUUCAACAGCAGCACAGCAGCAGCUGCAGGAACAGCAGCAGCAGCAGCAGCAGCAGCAGCAGCAGAAGGAACAGGAGCUGUUGGAGCUGAGCCAGGCGCCGCCUUCAGAUUCCGCUGUUAUACUGAUAUCACCUGCAGCAGCAGCAGAAGCAACAGAAGCAACAGCAGCAGCAGCAGGAGCAGCAGCAGCAGCAACAGCAGGUACGCAGCAGCAGCAGCAGCAGCAACAGCAGCAGCAGCAGCAGCAACAGCAGCAGCAGCAGCAGCAGCAACAGCAGCAGCAGCAGCAGCAGCAACAGCAGCAGCAGCAGCAGCAGCAGCAGCAAAGGAGCUGCGUGGGAGAGAAGAGCCGGCCGCACUUCAUGCUGUAUCUGCUGCUGCAGGUGCUGGAGGCGGGUGGCCCUGCACCAGUAGCAGCAGCAGCAGCAGCAGCAGCAGCAGAAGCAGCAGCAGUGGCAGCAGCAGCAUACACCAUAAGCUGCUGCUGUUUUGUCUCUGCUGCUGCUGCUUCUCUGCAGGGCCUCAACACCUCCCCUUCUGCAUGCGGGGCCCUUGCUGCCGCUGUAUCCUCUCACCAUGAAGCAGCAGCAGCAGCAGCAGCAGCAGCAGCAGCAGCAGGAACGAGCAGCAGCAGCAGCAACGACAACAGCAGGCGCCAGCAGCAGAAACAACAGCAGCAGCAACAACAGCAAGAAGAUCAAACAGCAGCAGCAACAGCAGCAGCAACAGCAGCAGCAACCACUAGUAGCAGCAGCGACAACAACAACAGCAGCAGGAUCUAA